This is a messenger RNA of Sparassis crispa, 1683 nucleotides long. RefSeq lists its product as hypothetical. The transcript has 2 exons. The coding region runs from base 1 to 1683 and encodes 560 amino acids. Lineage: Eukaryota; Fungi; Basidiomycota; Agaricomycetes; Polyporales; Sparassidaceae. Gene Ontology annotation, molecular function: ubiquitin protein ligase binding. The record is from RefSeq and is a predicted model, not a curated record. Gene Ontology annotation, biological process: regulation of proteolysis; proteasome-mediated ubiquitin-dependent protein catabolic process. Gene Ontology annotation, cellular component: cytoplasm.
AUGCUUACUGCAGAGAUUCCUCCGUUCAAAAAGCCAGCUAAGCGAGCGAAGCUCACGGCCGACACCAACGUUUCUGCGACGAUGCUUGCGACGGACACCGAUGCCCCCUAUCCCUUCGACAAGCCCAACGCCGACACGAUCCUGCGCACAUCUGACAGAGUGAAGUUCCGCGUCCGCAACGCCAUCCUCGCCGAGGCGUCGGUGUUCUUCGAGGGCAUGUUCAGCUGCCCGCAGCCGCCCGACUCGCAGCAGUGCGAUGGGCUGCCCGUUGUCGAUGUCGCGGAGGACAGCAAGACGCUCGACGCACUCCUGCGGUUUUGCUACCCCUUCGACCCGCCCGAGCUCGCGACGCUCGACGAGCUCGUGCCCGUGCUCCGCGCCGCUCUCAAGUAUGUGAUGGAUCCGUUUAUGGUGUCCCUCCGCAAGCAGCUGGUCGCGGUGGCGGAGAAGGAGCCAAUGGGCGUGUACAUGAUCGCGUACGAGUUGGGGUUCAAGGCUGAAAUGCUGGCCGCCGAGAAGUAUCUGCAGGAUGAGUGGUGCAACACAUAUUAUCCUGGAUUGGAGGAGAUGCCGGUGGAGGUGUACUUCAAACUCCUGAAGGCCUCCCUCGCUGGGGAGCCCUCAGAACCUGAACAGCCGCCGAGUUCAUUUAGGUCAUCCAAACUUCGGAAAAAAUCCGCCAAGAAAUCAGGGAGGCCGGAGGAGCACCGGGAGACACCCGCAGAAAAACCAGACAACAGGUUCCACGAUUGCGGGCUGAUAAAUCCAUCGGAGCACAAGACGACCGCUGCUGAGUACCCGUUCGAUUUGAGCGACGCAGACGCUGUUCUGUGCACUUCGGACGCGGUAGAAUUUUGCGUCCAUACUUCAAUAUUGAGUAUCGCAUCUCCAGUUUUCCGGCACAUGUUCACAGGAACAGAGAAAGAUGUGAUGUAUACGAAGCACGAGCCAAGCUCACGCCGGCCAACUGGCAUGAUUGUUGUCACAGAAGACAGUAGAACGUUAACGGCGCUCCUCAGAUUUUGCUACCCCGUCGAAGAUCAGGAAGUAGAAGACCUCGAAUGGGCGGGAGUGCUCCUGCGUGUGGCAAAAAAAUACCAGAUGGCUACCGCAAUGAAACGGCUUCGAGAGAUAUUUGCGAAAUUUGCUCAAGAACGACCAUUGCGCGCGUACGCCAUCGCUUGUGUGCACCAGUGGGACCUGGAAGGGAAACAAGCGGCGCGUGUUGUGUUGCGCGUCCGGAUCAAGGACCAUUCUGCGGAGGAUCUCAAAGGCAUAUCAGCAGGGACAUAUCAUCGCCUUUUGAAGUACCACAAGGACUGCGCAAAGGCUGCAAGCAGUAAAGUGGAAGAGGACCUAAAUGGCGGAAAACUCGACCGUGCAUUUAUGCAAACCCGAAACAUCAUUUGUUGCAAUUGUGGUCACCGAGCUCAAACAGAGAAUUAUCGCGCGUACAUCGGGUGCUGGUGGCGUGGGUACGUCCGUCGCGUCGCGUUGGAGCUGGAGGAGAAACCAGACGGAGAAACGGCCAAGGAUGCCAAGCUGCUGGGGCCUGCCAUUGCCGAUGCACAGACUUGUAUAAUAUGCGAGCCCAGUACUUUUCAAGACCUCUGGAAUUGCAGUGUAGGACUGGCAAGCAAGAUUGACUACGUGGUGUCCAGAGUAUCAAUCGAAAUCAGAUGA